Messenger RNA from Xenopus laevis (African clawed frog), 1437 nucleotides. RefSeq names its product ALX homeobox 1 S homeolog (gene alx1.S). The coding region runs from base 208 to 1263 and encodes 351 amino acids. Gene Ontology annotation, molecular function: DNA-binding transcription activator activity, RNA polymerase II-specific; DNA-binding transcription factor activity, RNA polymerase II-specific; DNA binding. The record is from RefSeq and is a predicted model, not a curated record. Lineage: Eukaryota; Metazoa; Chordata; Amphibia; Anura; Pipidae. Gene Ontology annotation, biological process: regulation of transcription by RNA polymerase II; negative regulation of DNA-templated transcription; regulation of DNA-templated transcription. The transcript is spliced from 4 exons. Gene Ontology annotation, cellular component: nucleus.
UUGGAUUUGGGGGGUGUGGGGCGGAGUCAGAAGGCUGUUCCAUAUUCAUUAGGGAUGGGAGGAUGCUUGGGGGGGGUCCUGCUGAGUCCCAUAGUAUAAGAGCACAAUCUAGUUCCCCCCUUACUGACAAGUACAAAUUAUCAGACUGAGCGGUACGAGCAGCCCCCUAGUCCCAGGCUUUGGUGGUGUAGGAUUGAACAGAUCAUUAUGGAGUUUCUUACUGAGAAGUUUGCCCUGAAGAAUCAGCCGAGUAAAGUCAGUGAUUUGUACAUGGGGGCAGCAGCGGGCAGACUGGAGCAUGUGAUGGACUCAAUGGACUCUGAUCGGUUUUACAACAAGAGCCCGGCAGCAGCGGCAGCAGCAGCAUCAGGCAAGUGCAUAGAGCAGUGCAUAGAGAAGAGCACAGAGCAGUGCAUAGAGCAGUGCAUAGAGCAGGCCUUCAGUGGCAUUCACAGGGCUGGGCAUCAUGUGAGGAUAGAGCGGCCAUCCCCCUGCCACGAGAACAACGCGAGCUACGGCCUGGCCAAGAUGGAAGGGCAGACGAUACACACGGAGCUGGGGAGGCCCAUGGGAACGUGUUGCAGCCUGGCGCUCUCCCCGGGGAAGGCAAUGGCGGAUAAAGUGGAACUGGACGAGCUGGGGGAUAAAUGCGACAGCAAUGUGUCGAGCAGCAAGAAGAGGAGGCACCGCACCACAUUCACCAGCCUGCAGCUGGAAGAGCUCGAGAAGGUGUUCCAGAAAACCCAUUACCCUGAUGUGUACGUCAGGGAGCAGCUGGCGCUCAGAACCGAACUCACCGAGGCCAGAGUGCAGGUCUGGUUCCAAAAUCGCAGAGCCAAAUGGAGAAAGCGAGAACGUUAUGGACAGAUACAGCAAGCAAAGAGCCAUUUCGCUGCUACCUACGAUAUAUCUGUGCUACCAAGGGCUGACAGUUAUCCACAGAUUCAGAACAACUUGUGGGCAGGAAAUCCAAGUGGAGGAUCAGUAGUGACCUCUUGUAUGUUACCCCGAGAACCUUCUUCAUGUAUGACACCAUAUUCCCACUCGUCCAGGACUGACUCUCCAUACACAGGUUUUACAAAUCAUCAGAGCCAAUUUAGCCACAUGCCCCUAAAUAACUUCUUCACUGAAUCCUUAUUAUCGGGCUCUGCAAAUGGACAUUCUCUUGAAGCAAAACCAGAGUUUGAAAGGAGAUCAUCCAGUAUUGCAGUAUUGCGAAUGAAAGCCAAAGAGCACACAGCAAACAUUUCAUGGGCUAUGUAAAUGAAACUGUCAUUUUUUUAUUUUUUAUAAAAACUUCUAACACACUUUAUUUUUUGUAUUUAAACAUUUUUAUAAACCUGCGUCCGAACUGUUUUGAAUUUGUUGUUUCUUAAAAGUUUGUAAAAACUUUGUAAAAAAUAAAUAAAUGUAUUAAGCACUAAAAUCCCAAGGUCU